AAUCGCAUCUUGUGAUUUAUCACCUUCUAAUCAAGAUAAGGAAAGAUUGAAAUUCAAACCGUUUGUAUUGGCAUCAGGACAUUUGAUAUUAGCUCCAAAUGUACCGUACUAGUAGCGAUUCUUUGUUCUCCAUCUUCAUCCACAGAGGGAACCCAAAUUAGGCUAAAACCACCAUGUUUCUGUUUUUCAGAGAAAAUCCUUAAAUGGGUUUGUAAAACAAGGUUUGAUAAUCAUAGAUCUACAGCUAAAACUUGUUUUCAUUGAAGAAAUUCCGGAUUUUUAUGAAAUCAGAUCGGAUUUGGAGAUGGAGGAGAAAAAGAGAAGAAAAAGAAAGAAUAAGAGUACAAUUUCAAUUAUUUUGGGCCGAGGAAUAAUUUUUUCCUAAAAACCGGGUGCGCGCCUUUAGAUUUCUGGGCAUGGGUUUUACAGUGGAAGAAAUUGGAGAAAUGGGUCUCCUUGAAAUUUUCACGUGGCUCAACAAAUGUUUGAGUUUGGCCAUUGCCAUGGGAAUUGCUGUUAGUGUUUACAUUAUCGAAGGACAGUUUUUCUUUGAAAUUGCGGGACUUUUGUUUAAUGAGCCCAUAAAAGUGAAUAUACCCAUAGAAAUUGGCCGAACUAAAUUAAAAGCCCGACAUUUUUCCUGCAAAAGGCAGUUAGGGUUUUGGUUCUUUUAAGGUUAAUACAUAUUUACACCGGAGUAUUAAACAAGACAAACAGAGCACGGCGACAGAGACCGAAAUAAAUAAAUAAAGAAACUAGAAGGAAGAGUUCAUCAUCUCCUUUGCAUUAUUUCCAACAAUCAUGAUCAUAUCCGAGAAGAAUCGCAGAGAUAUAUUCAAGUACCUGUUUCAAGAGGGAGUUUUAUAUGCAAAAAAGGAUUUCAAUCUUGCAAAACAUCCAGCUGUUGAUGUACCUAACCUACAGGUGAUCAAGCUCAUGCAGAGCUUCAAAUCCAAGGAAUAUGUCAGAGAAACAUUUGCUUGGAUGCAUUACUACUGGUUUCUCACCAAUGAGGGAAUUGAAUUAUUGAGAAAUUAUCUUAACCUACCACCUGAGGUUCUUCCUUCAACCUUGAAGAAGUCCACAGUAGCCAAAUUCGCUCCACAAGGAGAUCGUCGUGGUCCUCGUGGUGACGGAGAGAGACCACGGUUUGGUGGUGAUCGCGAUGGAUACCGUGGAGGACCCAGAGGGCCAGCUGGUGAGGGAGGAGAAAAGGGUGGAGCACCUGAGGGAUUCCAGCCUUCGUUCAGGAAUCCACGCGGAGGAGGUGGUUUUGGUCGAUGUCGUGGUCAUGCUGGACCUGCAAGCUCUGACCUUGCUUGAGUGAUGCAUGCUCUUCCAUUCAAUUUUGAAGCUUGAAGUUUAUCCAUCUAGGAAAACUGUGACUUUUUUUAAGAGUUUAUCAAGUAGUGAUUCUCUUAGAAACUAUAGGGUUAUUUAUUGAGUAUUCUGUUUUUAAUGAGUAGUUAGUUAAGAAUGAACAUGAAUUUUCCAUUUAAUCUGCUGUCCUGUAUUUCUUUUUUGUUAAGACUGGAUUGAGCCCAAGUCCAUCAGCUUCUUCAUGGAUUUCACAGGGUUAUGUUCAUUAAGCAGUUGUCUUCCAACAUUCUUUUAGAAAGAACGAUUACCACCACCACCAACCAUUAUGGACAACAACAACACCAAUACAUUUGUAGCUUUCCAACCAACAACACCUAUCCCUUUAUUUCAACAACUCAGCACCACAGAAGCAACCCAAAUCUUCACAGACCAGAAUAACCAACAGCUGCAAGCCAUAACACUAAUCACAGUUACCACUCCAACAAUCCAUGUACCAGAGUAUACCAGCAGGUCUAUCUCAUGACUCAACAUCCUUAGCUUGCAUCUCAGAUCAUUUACAACUCAUUUAACCACCUCUUCACUUCUCAUUGUCAGUCACUUCCAUUUGCAGCAACAUUCCAUUCCAGUAACCAAGUCAUUCCAGCUAUCUUGGCAGCAUCACAAUAACAAACAACACCAGUUCAGACUGACAUAUCUCAAGCACCUGCAUUUGACACAACAACACCUCCAUCUGAGCUCCAACAACAUCACCAGCAUGACCAAUUGCAGAACAUCACCACCAGUACAACAACUUCUUCCUGCUGCAACACAGCAACACCUCCAUCUGUUCAGGUCACCUGCAUUUCAUUCACACACAACACCGUCUUAACUGUUUUCUUAGCCCAUAAUCCUGACUCAACAAGAAUAGAAUCAACAAAAUCUUCUUAUUUUGUAACUUGAAUUCUGUCAUUUCAGCUCUAUCACCUGCAACACAAUUACCCAGCACCAACAUUGAUAACUGCAGCCAUUAACCAUAAAAGUUAUCCCCCUCUCUUCCUUGUAAGCCCAACAAUAGCAGUAACUCCAUUCCAGGUUCAAUUAAGCUCCCCCAACUGCAAACAAUACAAGCUGCAUCACCGAGUUCAAACCCCAUCAUUUAUUAAACCUCAACCCAUUUCAACCUUGUGUCACUCUCUUCGCUUCCAAACCAACACAUCAAUAACUUGAAUUUAGCAAAACCCCCUUCUCAUGAGUACUUCGAAACCCUAUUUCUCCUCAGAUUCAAUUUGCAACAUCAAUUAUCUUUGAUCUCUGUUCAAAAUCAAAUCCAAACAAGACCAGUCCUGCUGAUGCUUAAUCCAAACAUAACACAUCUCUCUAAACCCAUGAAAGUCAUCAUAUCACCUUGAAUCAGCUCUGAAUUCCUUCACCUACACCACAAACCCAUUCUCUCCAUCAGUAGUAUCAUCUUCUCAAUUGGUUGUCACCAUCCAACAACAGCAGCAACUUCAAAUUCUACCAUGAUUCUUCGCCUGAGAUCUCCGAAUCAUCAUCUCCUUGAAUUCCUCUCUCAAUUUCACAGUAGCGGCGCUUCAACUCAGGUGUUGAUGAAG
Molecule: messenger RNA, 2912 nt
Organism: Papaver somniferum (opium poppy)
Lineage: Eukaryota; Viridiplantae; Streptophyta; Magnoliopsida; Ranunculales; Papaveraceae
Product: 40S ribosomal protein S10-1-like
Exons: 5
Coding region: 802-1323 (173 amino acids)
Cellular component (GO): cytosolic small ribosomal subunit
Molecular function (GO): structural constituent of ribosome; RNA binding
Source: RefSeq, a predicted model, not a curated record